AUGUCCCUCGUCGAACAAGCCAAAAAGGCAGCCGCCUACCGCGCCGUAGACGAACACCUCGCCCCAGGCGCCCGGUACGUCGGCAUCGGCUCCGGCAGCACAGUCGUCUACGUCGUCGACGCCAUCGCCGCAAAGGGACCCGCGUUCUACGGCGACAUGACCUUCUUCCCGACGGGCAGCCAGUCAAAGGGCCUCAUCCGCGCCGCGGGCCUGCGCCUGUGCAACCUCGACGACAGGCCCCUCGGCCCGGACGGCAAGCUCGUCGCCAUCGACGUCGCGUUCGACGGCGCCGACGAGGUGGACGCCGAGCUUAACUGCAUCAAGGGCGGCGGCGCGUGUCUUUUCCAGGAGAAGCUUGUUGCUAUCGCCGCCAAGAAGUUUGUUGUUGUCGCUGACUACCGCAAGCUCUCCGCGAGACUCCUCACAAACUGGAAGGCAAUCCCCAUCGAAGUCCUCCCGAUGUCCGCCCCGGACGUGCUGGACAGACUCACGGCCCUCGGCGCCGUCAAGCCCGCCGUCCGGCCCGGCGCUCCCGGUAAAGCCGGCGAAGUCGUCACCGACAACGGCAUGUGGCUCAUCGACGCGCCCUUCCCGCAGCUCCUGCUCUCUUCAGACGUCUCCGAUGGCGGCAGCGCCCGGAACGCCAGCGGCGCGUGGGAGGUCUCCGCGCUCGCCAAGGAGCUGCUCAUGAUCCCCGGCAUCGUCGAAAUCGGCAUCUUCCACGGCCUCAACGGCGUCGAGGCCGCCGCGGCUGGCAAGGUCGGGUUGGCGCAGAAGCCCGUGGCUGCGUACUUUGGUAUGGAGGAUGGUAGCGUCAAGGUUACGGGCGGCUCUUCAUAG
Molecule: messenger RNA, 840 nt
Organism: Colletotrichum scovillei
Lineage: Eukaryota; Fungi; Ascomycota; Sordariomycetes; Glomerellales; Glomerellaceae
Product: ribose 5-phosphate isomerase A
Exons: 2
Coding region: 1-840 (279 amino acids)
Biological process (GO): D-ribose metabolic process; pentose-phosphate shunt, non-oxidative branch
Cellular component (GO): intracellular membrane-bounded organelle
Molecular function (GO): ribose-5-phosphate isomerase activity
Source: RefSeq, a predicted model, not a curated record